GCGAGUGUCUCGAGAAUGUUAAUCCGGCCUUUCUUGUACGUUUUCCGAGUGUAUCCUCAUGACCAUCACCUUCUCGACGGAGAACGACACUCUCCUGGCCAACAACGACAUCAUCUUUCCCACCUCAUGGCCGAUGCGCUUCCACGCGCCCCGAAAGCAGGGAUCCCUCAUCGAUUCGGUGCCCCUCGCAUACGCGCUUGAUGUUUCUCCUCUCCCGCAUCAGCCAGGCGCGAUACUAGGCGAUCUGUAUCAUCUCACGUUGACCCUGGUCGACCUGCAAGGCCGUCGCGCAACUGAACACCCGGUCUCCAUCGGCAUCGUCCGUGACAUCAAUGGUGAUUUGCAGAUCAUCCAGGUCGAAGAGUCGUGGCAUAGGUACCACCGACAUCUUCACCAAGCGGGCGCUAAAAGUAAAGGAAAAGACAAUGCCCCGAAGACCGACGCUCAGAGCAAGAAGCCCAGCUGGUGGCGCAUGGAAGCCUGGAAGGAGUACUAUAACACACACUUUCAAAAGCCCGAGAGAGAGCCCUGCACUUCUGGUUCUGCUUCGAAGCCCGGCCAGCACUGCACACCAUCGGCCGGUGACCACCAACGCCUACACCACGACCACCGCCAGCGUCUUGACGACUGGAUAUACGACAAGCACUUUCACUCCAAGUUCGCGGGUCCCGCCGUCGUUUCGGGCCUCCUCGGUGUGUGUGCGGCGUUUCUGGCUGGUGCGCUGGGGUUCUUUGUAGGCAAGGUGAUUGUCUCCCUUUACUGUUAUCUCGUCGACAGGGCGCGGGUGCAGACCGUCACCGGGAGAGGGCUCGAUGAGGAGAGGUAUAUGGAGGAAGUAGCUGAGUUGGAGAAGAAGCGAUUGGCGCAAAUGGAAAAACAGAGCUACGCAUUUGGGCAUCAGGUUGUCGAGAAGAAUUGA
Molecule: messenger RNA, 919 nt
Organism: Aspergillus nidulans FGSC A4
Lineage: Eukaryota; Fungi; Ascomycota; Eurotiomycetes; Eurotiales; Aspergillaceae
Exons: 2
Coding region: 59-919 (286 amino acids)
Source: RefSeq, a predicted model, not a curated record